ACCCGGUCGCUUGGGCGCGCGUCUUUUUGCGCUUUGCUCGGAUUAUAAUACUCCUCGUCCACGCAAGGCUGUACCGGAAAUAGCUGGCGAAGAUGUGGAUUAUAUCAUUUUGGGUCUUCCCCAUUGUAUCAGCGUGCACAUGGAUCGCCAUGCUGAUUGCGAUGCUGGCGACUUGGGCGAGAGAAGGCUCGCCGAUAUAUGCCAGUAUGGAGCUGGGCCAGACGAUCGCGUAUAUUUCGGAUAUUGGAGCGCAGGGCCUGAAGCCGCUGUUCAUUGCAGGCAGCUGCGUCACCGUCGUUUUUCUCGAUCUUUCGUUCAUGUCGGAGCGGUGGCUGCGACACGCGGGUCAAUUGGUGCCGAACAAGGGCCCCUUUGACAAAGCCUGCGCCAUCGCUUCGAUCUGCUUCUCAAUCGCGGGCGCCUUAGGGCUGAUCCUGCUGUCGAUCUUUGAUACCCUCCGUCAUCCCCACAUGCAUGACGGCUUUUUGGUUAUGUUCUUGGUCGCAUACUUGAUCAGCGCCAUUCUCAUUUGCUGUGAAUACUGGCGCCUGGGCAUCUUCUACCGCUCGCAGCAUCGGGUUCUGUUGGCCAGUUUCGUGAUCAAGCUUUCGUUUGUGAUCAUCGAGAUUGCGCUCGCCAUUGCCUUUGGAGUCUUGGGCAAUAAGGGUGGUCGCUACAGGAACGCGGCGGCGGUAUUAGAAUGGGUGAUUGCGCUCAUCUUCACGUUCUAUGUCCUCUCCUUUGUAAUCGACCUGUUGCCAUCGGUGCGCACCCGCCGACAUGCCCCGCAAGGCGAGAAGAUGUCCCGGGUCGGACAGAUGAAUGGCUAUGCCAACGGAACAACGAAUGGGACAGAUGGGACGUACGAGGAGCCAGUGACCAUGGACUCGGCCGGUCCGAAUGCCAACUACUACCGCGGCCAGCGAAUGUGAAUACCCCGUGCGCGGCGAACGAUUUCUUAUGUGGAGCACAUAACCGGUGCAAAGUGGUUUGAUACGAUAAUAAACGAUAGAUACCCGGUGGUUCCUUUCUCAGCGACUGGAAUAAUGGAUUUGGUAGAUGUGUCGAGACCUGAUGAUGACGAUAACUGUUAGUUGGAUCCCU
Molecule: messenger RNA, 1104 nt
Organism: Aspergillus sclerotioniger CBS 115572
Lineage: Eukaryota; Fungi; Ascomycota; Eurotiomycetes; Eurotiales; Aspergillaceae
Product: Frag1/DRAM/Sfk1 family protein
Exons: 6
Coding region: 93-932 (279 amino acids)
Cellular component (GO): plasma membrane
Source: RefSeq, a predicted model, not a curated record